Eurytemora carolleeae is the source of this 410-nucleotide messenger RNA. RefSeq lists its product as uncharacterized. Lineage: Eukaryota; Metazoa; Arthropoda; Copepoda; Calanoida; Temoridae. The record is from RefSeq and is a predicted model, not a curated record.
CAGACAAAAUGGGCAGUGAUAAAGAUAUCGAAGAGAAGUUUAAAAAGGAUGUAAGCAAGGAGAUUUCCAACUUGAAGGAGUUUCUGAUCCAGCAGGGGAAGGAGAUUGUCAGACUUAAACAGGAUGUAAAGGCGCAAAAAGAGAUUGUUCAUCUAAAAGGAGACGGAACCCAACAAGGAUUAAGUUCGGAUCUGAAGCUGAUCUUAGAUAAACAGCAGCAUGCACUAGAAAAACAAAAGGAGAACACGACUAAACUGAGUAAGCUGUGUCUGGGAACCCUGACAGAACUGGAGAAACUUGAGAAGAACCAGCAGGAUAAGGUUCAGGAUACAAGGACAGAGGAGAAAAUAAAGAGGCUGUCAGAAGAAAACAGGAAAUUGAUUCAUCUUGUGACAGCUUUGGACCAACAG